AUGUACGGAAGAAGAUCUCGGAAAAAUAAAAAGAGGUUGCAAACGAUCAGGUCUGAAUUUCGAUAUGGCAGAAACAGUUGAGAAUAGAACUUUAGUUUGUGAUUGCCUCGAAGAGCUAUUCAAGUGUAUUAAUAGAACUGUUCCGAAUUGUGUGGACACAAUGAAGGAUAAAUACCUAGCAUUUAGCUUUACACCAUGGGAUUGUCAUCUGUUGGAACACUACACGACUGGGGAUGAUAAGUGCGGAAAUGACGUCAUAUUUGAAGUUCGGUUUAAAAAGGAGGCAGACGAGACUGAUAUUAUACAUCCAGAUGACGAUUAUGACAUACAGGGCUCGAGUGAUUCCUGCAAAAUAGAUGCUGUUAUUUCAACGCCGUAUAUAACUUUUAUUGUGCUGUUUCUUAUUUUAUGGUUCCAUCCAUGAAACUUGUUCUACUCAAAAGUUGCUAGGCUGCUCAACAUAUUUAGCAAUAGAAGAACAUAUUUUGACUUAUUGAGUAACGCUGACUUGACACUGCUCCGAAGCAUAGGUUAGUUGCCGGUCUUAUGAUUUACGGACAUCAGAUAAUGAACCAGUAUUAUGUAUCAAUGGAUUUUAUUGGCUGACUCUUCUUUACACGUGGGAGGACGGUCACAACAGCAACCACUGUAGCGAUAGGCGGAUAAUCGAAAAUGGCCAAUAUGUCUAAUAAGUAUGAUAAGCUGGGUAUUAUUACCAUCGCAGGUCUAAAAUUACAACACGCUGCUGUCAACAUGUUUACAGUUCCAAUUGACAUGGAUCUAAGUGGUUGAAGAUUUUUUAUUUAUCUAUUUUUUUAGAUUUUACAUCUGUUAUUAACCAAUGUUAUAACAGGAAAAUUUGAGAAAAAAUAUCGUUUUGCAAGAACGAAUUAAAGUUACACGUUACGCAAUGUAUUUUAAGGGCGGUAGUAAAGUCUUUAUUUUAAUUCCAUUUCUUUUUUAAUUAAAGUUUGUAUAAAGAUCCUUUGGAAGCAUAGAACGCAACCAAGCAAUUCUGUUACAGCAAAAACGAACGUACAAGAACUAUAUACAUAAUCCCGAAGGACAAGAAAAUAUCAAAUUGAAGUCAUAAUUUAAUGUUAAACAGAAAACUGAACUGGAAAAAAAUAAAAUAUUUAUAGUUUAGCUCGUUGUUACGAAACGAUCAAGUUGUUUGAUAAAAAUAAAUUUAUAUGAUACUUGUAAGAGUAUAGCACCAACACGUUUAAUUGAGCCAGUACAUGAUAAUUUAGACUAUAUGCAGUAGCGUGUAUCAUUUCAAAGGUGAUUUUGAUAGUUAAUGCAAUUUUACUCCUUAAUGCAGAAUUUAAUGUUAAAGAUGCAGAAAACAUAUUAAGUUGUAAACAAAGUUUUAACUGACGACUAAGUUAAAGAUAAUGUUAUGUCAAGGCAUAAAGAUUUAUGUAAUAAAAUGUUAUGUCAGAAAAUAAUAAUGAUGGUGAUACUUGAAACAGACAGUGUACAUAGAAAGUUGUUGAUGAAACUCUUUUAAUUUCUUAUUGAACUGUUGAUAAAGUUUAUACACAAAAAAAUAUAUUGGAAGAAAUUUACAAAUAAAUCAAAUAAAUCGUUGAAAGGCGGCAGCUCUUGUUCUUCUUUCAAUGCCGAAAAGAAUUUAGAAAAAUGACAGUAACGAAAAACGGAUUUCUUUAAAAAAUUCUGUUAAGGCUAAAGACAAGUAGUUCUUACGGAAAGUACAUGUGUAGUUAUGAAGAAGUGUGAAAUAUGAG
Mercenaria mercenaria is the source of this 1751-nucleotide messenger RNA. RefSeq lists its product as uncharacterized. NCBI's taxonomy places the organism in Eukaryota, Metazoa, Mollusca, Bivalvia, Venerida, Veneridae. Bases 65 to 424 code for a protein of 119 amino acids. The record is from RefSeq and is a predicted model, not a curated record. The transcript is spliced from 3 exons.